This is a messenger RNA of Paramecium octaurelia, 1488 nucleotides long. The record is from the annotation of a GenBank genome assembly. Lineage: Eukaryota; Ciliophora; Oligohymenophorea; Peniculida; Parameciidae.
AUGAAUAAAUAUACAUUAAAUUUCAGAGAUAAAGAGAUUGAAUCUAGCUAUCAAAACGCGAUUUAACAAAGCUUUAGAAUGUUCACAUUCAAUAUUGUAACAUUUGGACUCCUCGCUGUUGUGGUAAUAAAAAUUGUAGAGAACAUUUUAGUAGAGGAAUAUCAAUAUAUUUCCAAAUAUUGCAUUUUUAUUUGCUAUUUGCUAGUCCAAUAUGGAAUCAUCAAGAAAUACAAAAAGUAUAUGCGAAUUGCUAUAAUACUAUUGAAUCACAUGUUGACCCUCAUAUUUAGUCUGCAAAUAUCAGCCUAAGAAGAUUCUUAUAACAAUUAUCUAAAGGGAGUCAAUGUUAUGGGUGCAAACUUCUUGAUGUUCAUUUCAGGUGAGUUUAUGGACACAGCCAUCUCUGCCAUAACAAUGAGCGUGAUGAGAAUUAUAUUGGUAAGAAUCCAAGCCAACUACAUGCAGUUCUCCACCAUCAUUAGUUCAGUACUUGUCAUCUUUUGCGUGAUUCGUUACUUGUAUCAUUAUCAUAAAGCAAUGCGUAAUCAAUACCUAUUCACACUAAACGAUUCCCAUUGGGAAAAAAUCCUAAAUUCAAUUGCAUUUAAACAACCCUACCUCAUGUUAUCUUUCAUAGAAGAUACCCUGCAAUUCACAUUAAAAUCGGAAGCCCAAUGUCAGAAAUUUUUUAAAAAAUAAUUUGAUGGCUCAACUUUUAUAAGAGAUUCAGUAUACAAAGGAAAUAAAUUGGAGGCUUUCUUAUUUACACAAAUUCAGAAGUAUCGCGUAGACAGAGCAUCUGUUUUCAACAAGACCUUGGUCGUAGAGUACCUAAGAAAAAUGAUAAGAAUUGAAUGCUCCAUUUAUUAUGGAAACAAACCAACAAUACUUCUUCUUAUGAGAGAUUUCCUAAAUGAAUAAAAGCCAGACACCUCAAUCUACGAGUUAAGACAUAAAAAUUUUAUAAGGCUCCUUCUUAAGAUUUUAGGUCAUUUAGAUAAGUUAUCUUCAUUUAAAUGCCGUCUCCUGGAAAGAAAGCUCUUAAUUUUACAGUUGUACGAAGACCUUAGACACUCAAAGUUACGUGAAAGUGAGGUAAACGUCUAUAAUUUAGCACACAUCUUACACAAUCUGUAUUCUCAUCUGUCAGUUAAGGCUUUUGUGAAUGGGAACAGUAAUUUAAAUACAAUUUCUAAUAUAUUUUUGUUGAUUAUGUUGAUUUUAGCGGAAAACUCUAAAGGGCCAUAUCUUUCUAUUACAUUAACUAAUGAGGAGAAUAGUUAGAAAUGGCUAGCUAUAUCAAGUAAUUUUGAAAUAGAGAAGGUAAAAAGAGCAUUAAAAUAAAUAUCAGAUUACAUUAAAUUGAUUAGUUCUUGUUAACAAAUUGAACAAUUCAAAAUUUCGUUCAAUUUAAAUUAAUAAAUCUAUAUACCAUUUCAACUAAAUGAGAUUAAUGCAAGAAGUCUAAAACAUAUUGAAUUAUAAUGA